ACUUAUGAUUCUUGACAAUCCACACACAUUGUAUUGAUAUUGCUAUUGCUAUUUCAUCAUAACAACUGAUCCACUUCCCCGUUCUCAACGAGGGGAAGCCAUAACUGUAUCUAUAUGUGCCACCCUAAUUACAUUCAUUUUAAUGUUCCCAAUUAAAUUAAACUUACUUUCACUAAUUCAUGUUUUUCUGUGUCUGCAAAUCUUAAUCUGAUUCUCAUACAUGAUUGAUUGCCAUAGAAUUCACAUGUACUACUUCUAGGGCAUGAAAACCUUCAACCUCCUCUUCUUCGACGCCAUUUUUGUACCUCCAACACCAUUGCCGAUCGAUGACUCUCUCUCUCUCUCUCCCAUGAUGAAAUUAUCUAGCUUGUUAUGAGCUUUUUAACCUGUCAGUGGACCUGAAUAUUUUGUGAUGUAGGAGAGCUGACAGAUGAAUCGGAAUCGAUUGGACUUGAGAGUUCACCAUUCCGGGUCAACUCAAUCGGAGGAGUCGUCCCUGGACCUAGAAAGGAACUACUACGGUCAUCCUAAUCCUUCAUCCAGCCCUUUACACUUGCAAAAUUUUGCAGUUGGCGUUCAGCAUUCUGAGAGCAAUGCUGCAUACUUUUCUUGGCCUACGUUGAGUCGCUGGAAUGACGCAGCGGAAGACAGGGCCAACUAUUUUGGGAAUCUUCAAAAGGGAGUGCUACCUGAAACUUUGGGUAGGUUGCCUUCAGGACAACAGGCUACUACCUUGCUUGAACUUAUGACUAUUAGGGCAUUUCAUAGUAAGAUUUUACGAAGAUUCAGUCUCGGCACUGCAAUUGGAUUUCGGAUCAGAGGAGGUGUUUUGACUGAUAUUCCAGCUAUUCUAGUCUUUGUUGCUCAUAAAGUUCAUAGGCAAUGGCUCAACCAUGUUCAGUGCCUACCUGCUGCCCUUGAGGGGCCGGGAGGUGUUUGGUGUGAUGUGGAUGUUGUGGAGUUCUCCUAUUAUGGCGCACCUGCACAAACUCCUAAAGAACAAUUGUAUACGGAGCUUGCUGAUGGCUUAAGGGGAAGCGAUUCGUGUGUCGGCUCUGGCUCUCAGGUUGCAAGUCAAGAGACAUAUGGAACCUUGGGUGCUAUUGUUAGAAGCCGAACAGGAAAUCGAGAAGUUGGUUUUCUAACAAAUCGACAUGUAGCUGUUGAUUUGGAUUAUCCAAACCAGAAGAUGUUUCAUCCUUUGCCACCUAGUCUUGGACCUGGUGUAUAUCUUGGUGCAGUUGAGAGAGCAACAUCGUUUAUUACUGAUGAUCUUUGGUAUGGCAUUUUUGCUGGAACAAACCCAGAAACAUUUGUGCGAGCUGAUGGGGCAUUCAUCCCAUUUGCAGAAGAUUUUAAUAUGAACAAUGUAAUUACAUCGAUAAGAGGUGUGGGUGAGAUUGGUGAAGUCCACGUCAUAGAUUUGCAGUCUCCAAUCAACAGUCUUAUUGGUAGGCAAGUGAUUAAAGUCGGAAGAAGUUCUGGUUUGACUACAGGGACUAUAAUGGCCUAUGCCUUGGAGUAUAACGAUGAGAAAGGUAUUUGUUUUCUCACGGAUUUUCUUGUCGUCGGAGAGAACCAGCAGACCUUUGACCUCGAAGGUGACAGUGGAAGCCUCAUUCUCUUGACUGGUCAGAAUAGGGAGAAGCCACGCCCUGUUGGCAUUAUCUGGGGUGGGACAGCUAAUCGUGGUCGUUUGAAACUAAGAGUUGGCCAACCCCCGGAGAAUUGGACAAGUGGUGUUGACCUUGGACGGCUUCUUGAUCUCCUUGAACUUGAUCUCGUAACAACAAAUGAAUCACUCCAAGUUGCGGCGCAAGUACAGAGAAACGGUUCUGCUGCUCGAAUUGAUUCUGCAGUUGGAGAAUCAUCUUCCACUGUGCCAAUAAACGAAAAGCUUGAAGAGAGCUUUGAGCCUUUUUGCUUGAAUAUCCAGCAUGUUCCAGUCAAAGAAGAACCGUCUAAGAUAGUCAACCCUUCAUUAAGGCCAUGUGAAUUUCAUAUCAGAAACGAGAUUGACACAGUUCCAAAUGUAGAACACCAGUUCAUAUCAACUUAUGCAGGCAAAUCUCCGGUUCAUCAAAGCUACCCGAAAGAAGACUUGGAAUUCAAAAGUCUAUCCGAACUUAGGAACAGUCCCGACGAAGAUAAUUUGGUUUCGUUGCGUUUAGGGGAACCUGAAGCGAAGAGAAGAAAACAUUCAAAUUCUUCUUUGUCGUCAAAGAAUUGAAGUGGUAGGGUUUAAACCUGAAGUAAAAUGCAGCAUAUAGACUCAAUGAAGCAACUUGCAUUUGCAUCGUUCUCGUCGCUUUAGAAAUGUAAAGGCUUUUAGUAAGUGUCUUCAAAAGCGAAAAAUAAACAAGGUUCUCUCCUGGAUGAAAUUCUUAUUCUUUUUAUUUUCAUGUUUUGAUAAUGUGAUGAUAUUAGUUACUUGUGGGCUAUAUAAUAUUUUGAAAGAGGAUAUUUAGCUUGCGCUCUGUUGUAUGAAUCUUCGAUUUAUAAGCAAUUUGUAUCAUAUAACCACUCCUGAAAGGGAAGCAGCUAUUGUAAGUUAAAGGAAUGUAACAUAUAUACUUUGUUGAGCUUCAAUCUAUUAGGUAUGGAAAUUUUAUCCCUACAAUCAAGGAUCAGUUUCCAGUGAUAUUAAGAUUUUUUCGAUGUC
Molecule: messenger RNA, 2662 nt
Organism: Cicer arietinum (chickpea)
Lineage: Eukaryota; Viridiplantae; Streptophyta; Magnoliopsida; Fabales; Fabaceae
Product: protein NARROW LEAF 1-like
Source: RefSeq, a predicted model, not a curated record